Cuscuta campestris is the source of this 1209-nucleotide messenger RNA. Lineage: Eukaryota; Viridiplantae; Streptophyta; Magnoliopsida; Solanales; Convolvulaceae. The record is from the annotation of a GenBank genome assembly.
AACUGAGUAAGUGGGUACCAGAUUUGAAUGCAUUGCUUUUUCAUUCUUUGUUGGUAUCCGUCUGGCCACAACUAUGGUCUCGAUUUUGGAUAAAAUUAUUGUGACCAUGGACGAUGCUUUGAACAAACUUCUUGGUGUGUUGAAGAAUAUCUUUUAUGGAAGAGCUGAGUUUCACGAAGGUGUCUGUAUAGCUUAUGAUCACGUGGAUGAAAUUUUGAAGACGUUCCACUUAUUUCGUCAUCUUUUAGAUCUACCGUAUCCUGAUUCUGAGUUAUAUGCGUUCAAAGUGGAAAUCUCUUGCUCGAUACAAGAUUUGGUGCGUGGUACUCCCAUGGCAUUGAGUGAUAUUCCCUUGGAGUUAAAAAGUUUCAAAAUAAGGAUGAUGAAUGCUAUAAGGAAUCUUCUCGGCAUUCCCAUUACUCCACCUGAUCUCGUCCCCACAACCACUCUACACAAUCCUACAUCUACUGAUGUGGAGCGUACGAUUGGGGAUUCAGUGAGAGUUCCUGCAGUUGAUGCUGAUGGUGUUUCUGUUGAAGGUAUUGUUAAUGCCUUUCCAUCGGAUCUUGUCGCUGUUGAUACGCACGUUGAUGCACUGAGCAAGAGAGAAGUUGCCAAGGAUCCAACAUUGAGCAAUGUCAUCAUCGCAUGUAGUAGCCUUGUGCCUUCAUCCAAAGCAGCCCAAGUAGCAGAUGUAAAUUAUACACAAGCGGCUAUCCCACUGUCAUUUGAUAUCAUCCAGUCCUCUGCCCAUGCGAAUAUAGUGGAGUCCGAGUAUUGGGUUUCACCACCGGUAGCUAAGUUUGUAUUUGAUCUUCUCUCUUAUGCCCAUCGUGAUACUCCAAUUUGCAGGCAUAAUGAAGAUCUAUCAUCAAGUGGGCAUAAUCUUUGGGUCAACAUUUUUUCUCCAGUCUCGAAGCAUGAGUGGGAGCCUCCACCUUGAGGACAAGGUGUUUUUCUAAGGGGGGCCGAAUAAACAACCACAAAAAGCCAAAGGACAUUUGAGUUGUUGUUGAUACACCACUUACUAAAUCAGUCACCUCAUAUGACCAAGAAUAUAAGGCCAAUACACCAUCCAUCACCCAUCUUUGUUUGUCCCCUCUUUUUAGCCAGAAUAUCCACCACAAUCAUCAAAGGAUUUCAUUCAUUUUUUGUGAUUUUUGCCUCCACAACAGGACAGACAAAGCCAGCUCCAAAGCUAAGACAAAG